Piliocolobus tephrosceles (Ugandan red Colobus) is the source of this 1847-nucleotide messenger RNA. It is a transcript of the gene PLIN4, whose product is annotated as perilipin 4. The record is from RefSeq and is a predicted model, not a curated record. The annotation marks the transcript as partial. Gene Ontology annotation, cellular component: plasma membrane. The transcript is spliced from 4 exons. Lineage: Eukaryota; Metazoa; Chordata; Mammalia; Primates; Cercopithecidae.
AAUGUCGCCAAAGGGACCGUCCAGACCGGCGUGGACACCACCAAGACCGUGCUGACCAGCACCAAGAAUACAGUCUGCAGUGGGGUGACCGGUGCCGCGAAUGUGGCCAAAGGCGCCGUCCAGGGGGGCCUGGACACCACCAAGUCUGUCCUGACUGGCAGUAAAGACGCUGUGUCCACUGGGCUCACAGGUGCUGUGAACUUGGCCAAAGGGACUGUCCAGACCGGUGUGGACACCACCAAGACGGUCCUAACUGGUACCAAGGACACCGUCUGCAGCGGAAUCACUGGUGCUGUGAAUGUGGCCAGAGGGGCCGUCCAGACCGGCGUGGACACCACCAAGACGGUCCUAACCAGUACCAAGGACACCGUCUGCAGUGGAGUCCCUGGUGCUGUGAAUGUGGGCAAAGGGACCGUUCAGACAGGUGUGGACACAGCCAAGACGGUGCUGAGUGGCACUAAGGAUGCAGUGACUACUGGAGUCGUGGGGGCAGUGAAUGUGGCCAAAGGAACCAUGCAGGCCGGCGUGGACACCUCCAAGGCUGUGCUAACGGGUACCAGGGACACCGUCUGCAGUGGGGUGACCGGUGCCAUGAGCAUGGCCAAAGGGGCCGUCCAGGGGGGCCUGGACACCACCAAGGCAGUGCUGACUGGAACCAAAGACGCAGCAUCUGCUGGGCUCAUGGGGUCAGGGAACGUGGCAACAGGGGCCAUCCACACUGGCCUCAGCACCUUCCAGAAUUGGUUACCUAGUACCCAGGCCACCUCCUGGGGUGGACUCGCCAGUUCCAGGACCACAGACAAUGGUGGGGAGCAGACUGCCCUGAGCCCCCGAGAGGCCCCGUUCGCUGGCGUCUCCAGGCCCCCAGAUACGCUCAGUGUAGGCCUGGAGCCUGCCUGGGAAGCCACAGCCACAACCAAGAGCCUUGCGACUGACGUGGCCACGUUCACCCAAGGGGUCGCCCUGGGCAGGGAGGACAUGGGGCCCUUGGCCACCACACACAGCCCCAAAGAAGCCCCACGCUUGGCAAUGCUGCAGAAUGAGUUGGAGGGACUGGGGGACAUGUUCCACCCCAUGAAUGUGGAGGAGCAAGCUCAGCUGGCUGCCUCCCAGCCCGGGCCGAAGGUGCUGUCAGCGGAGCAGGGGAGCUACUUCGUUCGUUUAGGUGACCUGGGUCCCAGCUUCCGCCAGCGGGCAUUUGAACACACGGUGAGCCACCUGCAGCAUGGCCAGUUCCAAGCCAGAGACACUCUGGCCCAGCUCCAGGAUUGCUUCAAGCUGAUUGAAGAGGCCCAGCAGGCUCCAGAGGGGCAGCCGUGCCUGGACCAGGGCUCAGGUGCCAGUGUAGAGGAUGCUGCCGUCCAGGAGGAGCGGGACGCCGGGGCACUGUCCAGGGUCUGCGGCCUUCUCCAGCAGCUGCACACGGCCUACAGUGGCCUGGCCUCCAGCCUCCAGGGCCUGCCCGCCGAGCUCCAGCAGCCGGUGAAGCAGGCGCGGCGCAGCCUCUGUGAGCUCUAUGGCGUUGUGGCCUCGGCUGGGUCUGUAGAGGCACUGCCCGCAGAGCAGCUGGUGCAGUGCCGUGAGGGUGUGCACCAGGCGUGGCAGGGGCUAGAGCAGCUGCUGGAGGGCCUACAGCACAACCCCCCGCUCAGCUGGCUGGUAGGGCCCUUCGCCUUGCCCCCCGGCGGGCAGCAGCUGUAGGGUCGCCCUGCUCUGCCCAGGGAGGAGCUGCCUCAGAACCUUCUCUCCAGCCCCAAACCUGGAUCGGUUUCCUGAAGCCCUAGACCUUUGGGGCUGCAGCUGGCUGAGCACUGAGGGGCUGCGGAGGCAGUGACCUUCUGAGCGGA